GCAGCAGUUACAGAAAGGUUGAUCAGAAAUCGUGAACCAUGACGUCGUCAGGUCCUUGCACGCUUACACCAAUCGGUUCAAGGGGAGCUCUUCCCGGACCUCUUCUUCGGGUCGCUCCUGGCGACGACAGGCCGGUGGCCUGAUUGGCUCCCAGCUCUAGAUAGUGGGGACAGCUCAACUCUUUUAGCCUGGAUACGCUAUGAUUCAGGGGUUGUGGACGCUAUCACCAGCGCUGUUUCGGGAAUUUACCCGCAACGCCGGCGCUGCCCCGCCAUCAAUGCCCCUCACAUGGUGGGGAGAAUGGGGAGAAGAAGAGAAGAAAGGGGGGAUGCUUUCGAAUCUUUAAGAACUGGCAUCGGCGCCGUAAGAGACACGGCAGCUUACUCCAGGUUCCUUCCUUCCCAGAGACACUCAGCUACAGAGUCGAGAUCACCAGGUCACCAAGCAUCACCACAAUGGCGUCUUCAACUCCUUUCUCGGUGAGAUGGGGUAUCAUGGCAACGGGAUGGAUCGCUGAAGUGUUCACCAAGGACCUUCUCGCCAACCCGGCCGCUCGCAAUGUGCAUGACGUGCGCCAUGAGGUUGUCGCGGCGGCUUCGUCCAGCUCCAAGGAUCGGGCAGCCGACUUCCUCAAACUCGUCAAGGCCCCGAGCUCGGCGAAAGCGUACGGCUCGUACCAUGAACUGGUGGCCGACCCCGAUAUCGACAUCAUCUACGUCGCCACGCCCCACAGCCACCAUUUCCAGAAUGCCAUGCUCGCGCUCGAGGCCGGCAAGAAUGUGCUCUGCGAGAAGGCCCUGACCGUAACCGCUGAGCAGGCCACCAAGCUCAUCCAGACCGCUCGCGACAAGAAUGUCUUCUUCAUGGAGGCCGUGUGGACGCGCUUCUUCCCCCUCAGCAUCCAGGUUAGGGAGUUGAUUGCGUCGGGCGCCAUUGGCACCGUCUACAGGACCAUUGCCGAUCUUUCGAUUAACAGGGACAAGCCAGAUGGCACGGUCGAUUUUGCCGACUCGCACCGCAUGGUCAACCCGGAGCUGGCGGGCGGCGCCCUUUUAGACCUUGGUAUCUAUGCCCUGACGUGGGUUUUCCAGUCACUGUACCAUGUACAGCCCGAGGAGGAGAAGGAGGCGCCGAAUGUAGUCGCGGCCGUGAACCAAUACCACACGGGUGCCGACGAGACGACCAGCAUCAUUGUGCAGUUCCCCAAGCACAAGAGCCAUGGCAUUGCCCUUACAUCGCUCCGCAUUGCUACAGAUGUGGAUGGGUUGAACAGCGGCGGCGCUGCAAUCCGGAUUCAAGGGUCGCAGGGUGAGAUCCAGGUCAUGGGACCCGCGUACUGCCCGCUGCAAUACAGAGUAAUCAAGAAGGACGGCGGUGGCAAGAUCGAGGUGGUCGACUGCCCGAUUCCCAAGGACCCACAGAGCGGCUGGGGUCAAGGUAUGUUCUGGGAGGCCGACGAGUGUGCGCGCUGCUUGCGCGACGGGAGAAAGGAGAGCAAGACGAUGCCUUGGAGGGAGAGCAUUGUGAUAAUGGAGGUCAUGGAGCAGGCGUUGCGGCAGGGAGGCGUCGCCUACCCCGAGCUCAUUACGACUGGUGUCUACGACGCACAGAGCCCCCUAAACACGGGUAAGCGAUGAUGGGGCUAUGUUGGGCCUUCAUAAGAAGGGCGACCUCAUCCAGAACUACAAUUGAGGUUAAUUCACAGACAAUUCACCUCUACCUGUCUGAUCCGGUUCAUAGCCUCAAUGGGCACGCAAGGCUGAGAUGCCCAAACAUGCUUGGCAAGGUUGGAGACCAAGGUUAAGCCUUGGGCUCGAAAGAUAUGACUGGGCUGCGAAACCACCAACCAGAUCUCUGUGCAGCCAUCCAUUUCUCAG
Molecule: messenger RNA, 1877 nt
Organism: Canariomyces notabilis
Lineage: Eukaryota; Fungi; Ascomycota; Sordariomycetes; Sordariales; Chaetomiaceae
Product: NAD(P)-binding protein
Exons: 3
Coding region: 456-1637 (393 amino acids)
Molecular function (GO): nucleotide binding
Source: RefSeq, a predicted model, not a curated record